AUGAGAAACCCGUUGUCGUCAAGAAGCAAGAAGGAUAACGUCACCAUCCACUCGUUCUCGUCUUCUAAUUCGAACAACAACAACAACAACAACAACAACCAUAAUAAUGAUUUCGAAAUGAAAGACGUCAAACCAAAGGAAAGGGAAAUUGGAACAGCUUCCAUUACGGAACAGGAAAACAUCAUCGAGUAUUUCGGAGAGAAAUCAAACGAUGAUACUUCUUCCUCUCCAGUCACUCGUCAAUACGUGAGUGGUGCCGACUUCGAAGAACAUACCACCAAACCUUCUAGAAUUAGAAAUUUCAUGGACUCUUUCAAGAGGGCUGAACAACAUCCAACCAAUGUUAACAAUAACGGUGCCAAUUCCGAAUCUGAUUUGGAAAAUAUGAUUCUAUAUAACGAAGAUGGGACUCCCAAACCACUUCCUCAUCAUCAUGACGCCCAAAUUAACGAUAACAGUAAAUCUGAUGAAUUGAAAAAGACAAUUAAACCAAGACAUGUCCUUAUGAUCUCCCUGGGAACAGGAAUCGGUACCGGUCUGUUGGUCGGGUUAGGGUCUUCUUUAGUCCAAGCUGGUCCUGCAGGUUUGAUUAUCGGGUUUGGUAUUAUGGGGUCUUGUCUGUAUUGUAUUAUUCAAGCUGUCGGGGAAUUAGCCGUCGCUUACUCUGAUUUGGUCGGUGGGUUUAACGCUUACCCUUCAUUUUUAGUCGAUGAAGCCUUUUGUUUUGCUGUCGCUUGGUUGUAUGCCAUUCAAUGGUUAUGUGUUUGUCCCUUGGAAUUAGUUACUGCAUCAAUGACAAUUAAAUAUUGGACUACAAAAGUCGACCCAGAUAUCUUUGUCAUUAUCUUUUACAUUUUAAUUAUCGGUAUUAAUUUACUUGGUGGUGCCGCAGGUUAUGCAGAAGCUGAAUUCAUUUUCAACUCUUGUAAAAUCAUGAUGAUGAUUGGGUUCUUUAUCUUGGGGAUCACUGUCAUUUGUGGUGGUGCUGGUACAGAUGGUUACAUCGGUGCUAAAUAUUGGCAUGAUCCUGGUGCCUUGAGAGGGGAUACCAGUAUUCAAAGAUUUAAAGGUUGUAUGGCUACUCUAGUUAACGCUGCAUUCGCAUUCGGUAUGUCUGAAUUUAUCGGGGUCACUGCAUCAGAACAAUCUAACCCACGUAAGGCUAUCCCAUCUGCUGCAAAGAAAAUGAUUUACAGAAUUCUUUGUAUGUUCUUAUCAUCCAUUACCAUCGUUGGGUUCCUUGUUCCAUACAAUUCUGAUCAAUUAUUAGGUUCCACUGGUAGUGGUGUCAAGGCUUCUCCAUACGUCUUAGCCAUCUCUACACAUGGUGUUCGUGUGGUACCUCAUUUCAUUAACGCCGUUAUCUUAAUCUCUGUGCUUUCCGUGGCCAAUUCUGCAUACUAUUCCAGUUCUCGUAUGUUAUUAUCCCUAGCUGAACAAGGUUACGCUCCAAAAAUUUACUCUUACAUUGAUAGAGAGGGGAGACCUCUAGUUGGUAUGGCUACUGCUGCCAUAUUUGGUGUCAUUGCAUUCUGUGCUACUUCUCCAAAGGAAGAUGAAGUCUUUGUUUGGUUAUUAGCCAUCUCUGGUCUAUCUCAAUUAUUUACAUGGAUGGCCAUUUGUAUUUCCCAUAUUAGAUUCAGAAGAGCCAUGCAUGUACAGGGACGUUCCAUUGGUGAACUGGGGUUCAGAUCUCAAGUGGGUUGGUACGGGUCCGCAUACGCUGCCAUAAUGAUGUUCAUGAUCUUAAUUGCUCAAUUCUGGGUCGCCUUGGUUCCAAUUAACGCUGAUUUGACAAUUAAAUUGGAUGCUAAGAAUUUCUUUGAAAAUUAUUUGGCUAUGCCUAUCUUAUUAGCAUUCUAUUUCGGUUACAAGAUUUGGAAGAAGGAUUGGAAAUUAUUCAUUAGAGCCAAGAAUAUCGAUUUGAUCUCUCACAGAAAUAUCUUUGAUGAAGAGUUAAUCAAACAAGAAGAAGACGAAUACAGAGAAAGAUUAAGAACCGGUCCAAAAUGGCGUAGAGUUUACGAUUUCUGGUGUUAA
Messenger RNA from Naumovozyma castellii, 2040 nucleotides. RefSeq names its product glutamine permease GNP1 (gene GNP1). Bases 1 to 2040 code for a protein of 679 amino acids. The transcript has a single exon. Lineage: Eukaryota; Fungi; Ascomycota; Saccharomycetes; Saccharomycetales; Saccharomycetaceae. The record is from RefSeq and is a predicted model, not a curated record.